AUGUCCAUUGAGCCAGUGAUGCCAUGCAAUCAUCUCAUCCUCUGUCACCCCCUUCUCCUCUUGCCCUCACUCUUUCUCAGCCUCAGGGUCUUUUCCAUUGAGUCAGCUUUUCCCAUCAGGAGGCUAAAAUAUUGUAGCUUCAGCUUCAGCAUCAAUCCUUCCAAUGAAUAUUCAGGGUUGAUUUCCUUUAGGAUUGACUGGUUUGAUCUCUUUGCUACCCAAGGGACUCUCAAGAGUCUUCUCCAGCACCGCUGCUCAAAAGCACCAGUUCUUCGGCACUCAGUAUUCUUUAUGGUCCAACUCUCACAUCCAUACACGACUACUGGAAAAACCAUAGCUUUGACUAGACGGACUGUUAUCGGCAAAGUGAUGUCUCUGCUUUUUAGUAUGCUGUCUAGGUUGGUCAUAGCUUUUCUUCCAAGGAUCUUUUAA
Messenger RNA from Rangifer tarandus platyrhynchus (Svalbard reindeer), 432 nucleotides. NCBI's taxonomy places the organism in Eukaryota, Metazoa, Chordata, Mammalia, Artiodactyla, Cervidae. The record is from the annotation of a GenBank genome assembly.